CCCCCUUUUCGUCCACUCCAUGCAGUCAUCUCAUCUGUCUUUUGCAUCUUCUUCAGGCUGGCCUGUCUCUUUGACCGUGACGAGUCUCGGCUAGGAAAUAUCCUAUGUUACCAUGGGUGUCACUUGUCGCUUUUUAUCAAUAGGUGUCUUGCAUAGAGCAUGUCUUUCUGUGGCUGGAUGUCGGAAUCCUUGCUCCAGCAACCGACAGAUAAACUGGAUUCGCCAGUUCAGAACUGUAGCGAACGCCCCUGCUGUCUCUUCCAGGUACCGACCUGUGAAUCUGACCUAUGACGUGUUCGACGGGAAAGGGGACAAGACACCGCUGGUUUUCCUUCAUGGGCUUUUCGGCAGUAAAUCCAACUUUCAGUCCAUAGCAAAGUCCUUAGUUCAGCGCACGGACAGAAAGGUGCUGACCAUCGAUGCCCGUAACCAUGGCAAGAGCACACACAGCCCGGUGCUGACCUACGAGGCCAUGACCAACGACCUCACCCAGCUGCUCGCCCAGCUGCGCAUCGGGAAAUGCAUUCUGAUUGGCCACAGCAUGGGAGGAAAGGUGGCCAUGACGACAGCACUCACACAGCCAGCCCUGGUGGAGCGCCUGGUGGUGGUUGACAUCAGCCCUGCUCCCACCGCGCCGCUCACCAACUUCCCCACCUACAUCCAGGCCAUGAAGGACGUCAAGGUGCCCAGCAACGUGCCCCGAUCCACCGCACGCAGACUGGCCGAAGACCAACUACGCGACUAUGUUAAAGAGCGCUCGGUGCGUCAGUUCCUGCUGACCAACCUGAUUGAGGAGGAGGGCCAGUACUCCUGGAGGAUCAACCUGGAGGCCAUCGCCAAUCACCUAGGAGAUAUCAAGGACUUCCCAAAAUUCAACAACAGCUACGAGGGACCCACACUCUUCCUAGGUGGCACCAACUCGGCAUACAUCAGCUCUGAGGACUACCCUGAGAUCCAGCGGCUCUUCCCCUGUGCCGACAUCCAGUACAUCCCAGACGCCAGCCACUGGAUCCACGCGGACAAGCCCCUGGACUUCAUCAGCUCCCUGGUGGCCUUCCUGCAGUCCUAGUCACUUCCACCACCACGCCCACAGGGGGAGCCAGAGAGGGAAGUGUGUUUACACUUACAAGUAACAAUACAGUAUAUCCUGGCAACAGAACACUACUGUAGAUGUCACGUUCAGCCUUUUUGCAAUGAUUAAUACUGGGUGACAACAUCUUGAUACAGGAUUUAUGUGUUUUUCACACUAUCAUCAAAUAUAUUCUUUUACCGCCACCUACAGGUUAAUUUGCUUAUCACCUUUGUUGUCAACUGAUGAUUACUCAUUGUACAAAGACGGCAGCGUAUUCGUGUGAAUAGACAGGGCAGGGGGUAGAGAACGUGACCUCUAAUGUUUUAUACCCAUGGAAGUACAUGAACAAGUGGCAUUUUUGGUCUGUGUUUUUGUCUGGCCUUAGUUCUUUUUGUUUUUGUUUUUGGCCUAUUAUUUACAAUGCUGCAUUACUAAGUAUCAGCAGUGUACACUACUCACGCCAAUAGCCCUGCUGUACUGAAUAUUACUUGAGAUGAAGUAGCCAAUGAACAACUUAUCAAAACUAGAUUUCGAGCCACUGUCCAACUAUGACUAAGAGGCUACUAGUAGGAUGUGUGUGUUGAGUAAGGCAGGGUUUGUAUGGUCCAAUAACAGAGUGAUGUUCCAAAUAGUGGUUUAGUCGCUUACCUGGAUACGUUAACACCGUGGUAACUCAAGUAACUGUAGAACACAUUGGCUUUGUUCUGAGUGAAGGGUAACCCUCUAAGUCUCUUCUAUUAGAACUUUUACAUCUCUCUGACUGACUGUAAACUUGCUUAGAGGAUUUACUCAUGGGCGUAAUUUUAGGGGGGGAUGGUGGGGACAUGUCCAUACCACUUUUGAGAUAAACCUAGCUUGUCCCCACCACAUUUUCACAAAUAUAAUGCAAAAACAGCAUAUCCGGACAAUUUGUCAUUGAAAUGUCCCCACCACUUUUCGAGCCAAACCUACACCUUUGGAUUUACUGUAAGCAUGCAGACAGACAAUUUUAACGGCAUCUCUCAGACUUGCCUUAGCUGGACCAAUCAAUUCAUUACUUUUUUGGAAUACAGCCCAGGUUGAUGGAGGAUAAUCUGGAGAAUCAAGAGAAAUACACGUGGAUUGGCACAAGUACACUUGGGCAUUUGGGGUUAUAAUAGUUUUAUGUAGCCUAGACAUAGAUUAGCUUUAAGGUUUAACCAACUCCCAUCAAUAAUUUUUAUCUUGAGAUGUGCAUAUUUUUUUUAACAAUGAUUAAUUUGUGACAAUCUGCAUUUGUUAGGUAUUGUUCCUUUUUUGGAAUCGCACAGAUAAGUAGUGUUGGAUAUAAUUUGCUGGAUGAGAAGGCAAAUCUAACUAUUUAAAUGUGUGUAGAAAUAUUCCAGCUAAGAGACUGAACUGAGGGAGUAUACCAUCACUGAGUUUGGCUCAUUGUGUCAUUUGGAGUGUGUCAUGGUCAUCAUGGACAAUGGGUAUUCGUACAGUAACAAUACAGCACAAGUACAGUAACUGUGCAUGUAUACCAGACUGUAACCUCUGCUUUACAGUUUGUUCAUAAAUUGCACUUGUGCAUUCACAAAUAAUAAUAAUAAUGUUAACAAAAAACUGUAUUGUGUAGUUCCAUGUGAAAGUGAACACAUCAAAAGUAUUAAUUGAGGCGCACCAGUCAACAGUACCAGUGUAGCAUACAGCUUCUUUCCAAAAAAUAAGGAUAUCGUGAAAAAGUUUAUUUCCAUAAUUCCAUCAAAAAAAGAAAAAAAUAGAAUAGAAUAAAUAGAAUACUGUUUGGAAGUCAAUGGCCAUUCACGUCUAUUACAAAACCUGGUUUAAUGCUUAUACCGUGACUGUGCCUGAUUGCUUGUGGUAUUUCACAGGAGUUAUGGAAACCCAGAUUACCUUUCAGCUUUCAGUUCCUGUAAAUUCUUCUUUAUUUUUCAGUCUAUUGUCCCCAAAAUAACUUUUGGUAACAUCUUAUUGAUUUUCAAUGGGGUUUUAGGUCUGAUGAGCUACAAUGCCCAUACCACCAAAGCACCAAAAUUAUGUUUAAUCAAGAGGGAAAUGAGGGUUAGUAGAUCCAAAAACAGCUGACAGCAAAGCAUCAAGGCUAUCAGGGCUUCCAUAACUCCCAUGCAAUGCCCCUCCCAUUGACUUCAAUGUUUAACGCGUCUUGGCAGUGAAGGCAAACAGAUUCCUAACCAAUUACUGAACAUUGGACUGAUUUGAUGUAAUACAGAUGUCUUUCUUUUUUCUGAAGAAAAUUGUGAUUUCAUUAGAAUAUGACUUUUUGAAAUCCUGUAUUCCUGUUUUUUAAGCUGGAAGCCCAAAAACAGAAGAAUAAUAAACACAUUAACUCUUGGAAUAGCUUAAAAUGUGGGUCAUGAAUCUAUAAUCUACGGAAGUUUUUGAUGAAAAUAUUUUUUUCCUUGAUAUACUCUUAUUUUUUUUUGAAGGAGCUGUAUAGGCAGCAGGUCUCAUGCACAAGUGAACUAAAUUGACCAGAAUAGUGGUGUGGUUCUAAAUGGUAUAGUGUAGUAUCCCAGACCGGAUGUAUAAAGCCGGUCAGUAAGAGCAUUGCAUCAGUGUGAGUGGUGUAGCUGGUUGUAAAACGGUAUACUGUUACUCUUCCUUGACUUGAGUGUGUAUCAGAGUGCUGUAGGAUUACUCAGGGGGCACACAUAUUAACUACUGUGUCCUAAUACUUGAACUGCCAACUUUUAAUGUACAGCUUGUAGAUAGAGACAUACAUACAUGCAUACAUCCAUGUGUUUUUGGUCUUGUAUUCUAACGACCUGUGUUCUUCAUUAACUUCCAUAUUAUACAUGCCGUAAUGUACCGGUAAUACACUACUUACUAAUGAACAAAGGGACACAAUAUGCACUGCUAACCUCAACUUUAUCUUGAUUAUCAAGUUGUUGUUCUACUGUCGGUGUAAUAGUUCUCAACGUCAAGUAUAAUACAAUAUAUGUGUAAAAAAUAUUUUGCUGGAGGUUCUGUUUUGUUAUUAUAACAGCCAUUGUUUUUUGUAACAAUUAGUUCACAGUUGUCUCCGUUUGAGGAGUGCAGAUAUAGAUGUGAUUAGACCACUGACAUCUAUACGUCAUUGGAUUAGACUGUUGGCAAAAUUCAGUUCUCAAUAUGACAUCACAAAUGCCUAUACUAGAGCCAGUAUGUGUAGUUGUUCCAGGGAUUUGGCUGCCCAUUCGCAGAAUUGAUCUCUUUCAUGAAUAUCUACUAAGGAACAAACCAAUAUACUGGUCUGACCAGAGUAGGCUCUGCUGUCAAAGAUGUCUUGAUGAUUGAUGACUGGUAAUUGAAAAUGGUGGAUUUACAUAAAGGUUCGUUCCAUCUAUUCAUCUAUGAAAUGUGAACAUUUCCAUGUCAAAAUGAGUGUUGAGAAUUUGAUGCUUGUGGUGGUGGGUGAUGUUUGUGGGUGGGCGAUGUAUAUUCUGGAAAUGUAUUGCUAGGAAGAAUUUGAAAGGCCCUUUAACACAAAAUUAAAUUUGGAAGCCGUGGAUUGGUCAUGUGGAAUUCUGGGUGGGAAAAAAAAAUAGUCCACUCCUCAAAUGGUCCAUUAACAGCAUGCAUGUGUACUCUCUUGUAAUCCUUUUGUUAUCCUAUGUUUCACAUUUGAUGGCGUUAUAGAUUUGCACAAGACUGGGCCCAGAGUUGCUCUUAGACUGAACAGGGGUGCAUUUCUCGAAAGCGUAGUUGUUAACUACGGUAGCUACUUUGUUGGUUGCAAUGCAAUUUCCCAUUGGCAACUACCCAAGUUGCUAACUGCUAACAACUACGCUUUCAAGAAAUGCACCCCUGCAUUGAGUUGAAGGUGAAGUUGCAGGACUUAGUUUUCAUCUUGUUUUUUUUUUAUCUGCCACUGUUUGGGUAUCAGCAGGGCUGAACUGGAAUGAAAAUGCAGUUAGAACAGAAUGUAAAACGAGAUGGUUUUCACUGUGCCAUUAUCAUGAAUGCAUAGAUGUGUAAACCAGCAAGAUUGUUCGAUUCUGAAGGAGAUUUUUUAAUUUUCAAAGGCUUUAUGGAAUGGAAACAAUAUCAUAAUAUUUUUGACAAUUUGCAACGGUAACCUAUAUUUGUUUAUAAUAGCCUCUAUUUGUGUAUGUGUGUGUGUGUGGGUGUGCAAUCUGCGCAUGUACACGCUGAAUGAUUGUGAUGUCUGCUAUUCGUACUAAAAAGAUGUUGUAGUUAUUUAUUGUAUACAAAAGCAAAAAUAAACUAAAGGAAACUCCU
Engraulis encrasicolus (European anchovy) is the source of this 5296-nucleotide messenger RNA. It is a transcript of the gene abhd11, whose product is annotated as abhydrolase domain containing 11. Gene Ontology annotation, molecular function: carboxylic ester hydrolase activity. NCBI's taxonomy places the organism in Eukaryota, Metazoa, Chordata, Actinopteri, Clupeiformes, Engraulidae. Bases 113 to 1069 code for a protein of 318 amino acids. The transcript is spliced from 6 exons. Gene Ontology annotation, cellular component: mitochondrion. The record is from RefSeq and is a predicted model, not a curated record.